AUGUUAAACGGCCUAAAUGGCGGAGGGGUUUGCUUUUACCUACGUAGUAAUCGUUCAUUACCGAGUAUGUGAGGAUCUUAAUAUAUAAUGACAGGCUGGAAUGUUUAACUGUUGAAAUUUCUAAUCCAUACUCUCGGCCAUUCCUUGUUAGUACGUGGUAUAGACCUCCCAAUUCCCCGCCUGACGUGCUUAUCGAUUUUGGAGUUCUACAUCUCGUAGGCGAUAUGAACAUAAACCAACUAACCAGAUCCUGCUGACUGCAAUUCUCGAUCUAUCGCUUAAAACAACUAAUCACGUAGCCAACGAGAGUAACAGCUAAAUCUCAGUCUCUUAUUGACUUAUGUUUAACUAAUAUCCCUGAUAUUUAAUUCGCAACUGACGUAUUUUUUCAAACCCUGGCGGUGUUAAAAUUAUCACCACACGAAGUCUUAAGUCUAAAACAGCGGAGUUUCUUAAAGACGUUUGUCAAAGACCAUGGAACGACAUUAGGCAAUUCUCAGAUCCUAACGACCUGUGGGAAUUCUGGAAAAAAUCAGUUAUUGGCCUGUAUAGAUAAACACGCCCCUUAA
Molecule: messenger RNA, 569 nt
Organism: Porites evermanni
Lineage: Eukaryota; Metazoa; Cnidaria; Anthozoa; Scleractinia; Poritidae
Source: the annotation of a GenBank genome assembly